AUAGCAUGUUAAUAUGGCCAUAUAUUUUCUUAAAAACUGAUAAGUGCCACAUAAAAUUAAAUAUGCUCAAAUUCCUAUUCAUAUACAAAUAAAUUAUCAGAUACGAAAAUGAAUCUAAACAAAAAUUAUCCGGCCUACUUGUACCUCUCUGUCAAGUCAUGAGCUUUAAAAUAAUUGACAAAAUAUAGCUUCAAAGUUCAACAAGACAGAUGAGAUCAUUAAAUCAAACAGCCAACCGUAUGCGACCAAGAACAAGCGGUUCCACAGACAAAGAUGUGCAGCAUUACUUGGGUUCAUGAAGCAGUGAUUGCACCCUGCCUCUACCCAAAUGUUGCCUUAGCUGCCCUGUUCAUAUCAAUUGAAAAUCCCACAGCCGCCUUCAUUGACAGGGGCUCCCAAGAAGGUGGUCUCCACAGAUGACUCAGCUCUCCGUAUUCUGGAGUUGAUGAAUAGCGAAGGCUUCGGCCCACCACCUUGUUAUUUUCACCUUUCUCUUGUGACUAAGGACAAUCCUGUCCAAUAUCAGAGGCAAAGAAACGUAGCAUCAUCUGCCAAAAGGAAGCAUCCGAAGAUGGAGUACGGCACAAGCACUCAGAUAAUUAAAAAGAACACGCGGUCCAUCCAUACUGUAAACUUUUCGAUUGCCUAAUACUAAUUUUGCAUGGUCUCUAAUAUUCAGAACAGUUUUUUUUUUCUUUUUGAGAUAAUAUAUUCAGAACCAUAAUUCACAGCAUAGAAAAUAAUUUGAAGGAAGAAUACACAGGGUUAAGUAUUAAAACUUUCAAUAGAUCUAUAUCAAAAGUUGAAUCCACUGGUCUAUUCAGACUAGAACCAAUCACGGCUCUUGUUAUGGUUGAGAGAAUUAUGCAGCUAUUUACCAAGCACAAGCCAGCAAAGUAGAGAUCAUGUUUGCUUAGCUUUAUCCAUAUCCAGCAGCACCAGAUUAAUCUCUAAAUCAAGUCAAUAUUAGCAAUUAAAGUGACAAGACAGCAAUCUAACCCAUGAACGAUAUCAGGCAUCCGUUGACAGGUUCCAAGCCUCCAGUGGGACCCAUCCUGAUGGCUAUUUUAAAGGCUCUCCUGUCCUCGCGUGGUUGAAGCCUAACACCAACAGAUUAUUGCUUUUUGUUAAAGAUGAUGAGUUUCUCUCAUUUAGAAGACCAACCACGUAACUGUCCAUAAACAAUGGAAGGACCAUUAAAAGCCCUUUACAAAAGAUAUAAAAUAUGGCAGGUCAUCUUACAUAAGAAUAAGGGCAAGCUUGAAGAUUUCGGAACAAGUAAAAAGAAAGACCAGUUGAGUAAUCUGACCUGUUCCAUGACAGCUUCUUGAUAGCAGCCACCGGGCCCGUCCAUGAAACAAAAUAUCCUACAACAAAUACAUACCUCAAGUGACCACCAAACAAGAUCGAUAACAAAGAACACCACAGGGAAGAAGAGAGAGGGGAACUUAAGAAAAAAAUGCUAUCAUCUUGCAUGAGAGAAGCCUCCCAUGAAUGCAUCAGUUGUUGUCUUUCCAUCACCUCCACUGAGCCUAACAAACUGAAGAAUCACCCUGCUGGCACUGGUAUGUCCUCGUGCUUAGAUUUUUCGAUGGCUGCUCUAUCUCUAUUCCCAAGCAUCCACUUCACAAACCAUGAAUCCCUGCCUUCCCUUCCAGAUGCUUUAUCUAAUUUCAGUAGGGUGUAUCCAAAGCAUGUUGAGAGUGAACAAGCCGAUCGCAUCAGAGACAGCGAGUACUACCACCUCUCCAAUCUCACCUGCCUCGACUACACGGGGAUCGGACUCUUCUCUCAUGCCCAAUUCCACUCAUCAAAUGAUCCCUCUUAUCCUCCAACUUGGCCGUCAUCAUCUCUUUCACAGCCCACUUUUUUCAGCAUCGCUCACAAGCCAGCAAGCUUGAAAUCUCAAUUGCGAUAUGGGUAUCAAGAGACAGCUCUGGAGUCGGCAAUCCGGAGAAGAAUAAUGGGAUUCCUCAACAUAUCAGAUGAUGAAUACAGCAUGGUUUUCAUUGGUAGUAGGGCUUGUGCUUUCAAGCUACUGGCAGAAUCCUAUCCAUUUCACUCCAACAAGAGGCUCUUGACAGUUUAUGACCAUGAUAAUGAGGCAGUGAGUGAACUGGUGGAGAGUGCCAAGAAGAGAGGAGUCAGAUUCAUGUCUGCCAGCUUCUCUUGGUCCAGUCUUAGAAUUCACUCUGCAAAAUUGAAAAAGAUGAUCACAGAGAGAAACAAGAAGAAGAAGAAGAGAGGCUUGUUCGUCUUCCCACUUCAGUCUCGGUUGACAGGGGCCAGGUAUCCUUAUAAAUGGAUGAGCCUUGCACAAGAAAAUGGCUGGCAUGUGGUGCUGGAUGCAUGCGCUCUUGGGCCGAAGGAGAUGGGUGCCUUGGGGCUUUCUCUGACCCAGCCAGACUUCAUUGUCUGUUCUUUCUUUAAGAUCUUUGGAGAGAAUCCAUCUGGAUUUUCAGCUCUCUGUAUCAAAAGAUCCAGCAGUGCAAUCUUGGAGGCCUCAACAACAACCACAAGUAUUGGCUUAGUGAGCAUCAUCCCAGCAAGAUGCCCAUCUCAGUUUUCCCAUGAUACAUCCAGUCCAGAAUUGGAGGUUCAUCGCUUCAUCCAUACAGAAAUCACAAGCUCAUCCUAUGGUCAAAUACCUGCCAAGAUCUCUGAUGACUCUGCUCAUUCAGAUAACAGGUUAGGUGACGACCAUUUGCGCUUGAAAGAAAAGCAAACUGAGAGGCAUAAGCAGGGUGAAACCUCAGAAAGAUGUGAAAUGAUGGUUACUGGAGUCAGAAAUAAGGGAGAACAACCUGAAAUCUUGCAAUUAAAUAAUACCACAACCGAUGCCAGAGAAUUGAAUACAACCAUCGAGAUUGAAUGCAGAGGACUGGAUCAUGCAGACUCCAUGGGUCUACGACUCAUCAGUAACAGACUAAGAUGCAUCAUCGAUUGGUUAGUGAAUGCAUUGAUGAAGCUACAGCACCCUCACUCAGAGGAUGCCCAUCCUUUGGUCAGAAUCUAUGGACCUCGAAGAAAAUAUGACAGGGGAACGGCAGUUGCAUUCAAUGUCUUUGACUGGAAAGGAGAGAAGGUUGAGCCUACUCUGGUACAGAAGCUAGCUGAUAGAAGCAACAUAUCUCUGGGUUGUGGAUUUCUACAGAAUAUCUUGUUCCCAGAUAAAUAUGAAGAUAAGCAUGUGCUCAUGGAGAGAAGAGUCUUUAAGAUAAGAAUUGCAGGUAACAGAGUGAAAGAGAAGAUAGAAUGGGGGAUAACUGUGGUUAAUGCUUCAUUUGGUUUCCUCAACAAUUUUGAAGAUGCUUACAGGCUUUGGGCUUUUGUUUCUAAGUUCCUGGAUGCAGAUUUUGUUGAGAAGGAGAAAUGGAGAUACAUGGCCCUUGACCAGAAAUUGAUUGAGGUUUGAAAUAAAUGAGAAAGAAAUAGCAAUAGCUAUCACACCAAUUGCAGAAAACUAUUGUCUUUAUGUAGAAUGCCAUUUGCUGGUGUCCUUUACUUUAGCCAAUAAACCUCAUUGAUUGCAUCAAUGAUUGCGAACAAAAAUGAAUCAUGUAUCAUAUUGUUACAUAAGUCAAAUUAGAUAAUCUAAGAUUCGGGCAUAUUCGUCAAGUUCUUUUGCAAUAAUUACUUCUUAUUAUUUUUUCCAAGAAAAAAGUCGGUAGCCUACUGCUUUGUUGACAUCAAUGCAAUAACAGUACAGACAAACAUCCAGUAUUAAAAUCUAUAAGAUCAAUCUGAAAGGCAUCUAAAGCUGUUUGAAUUGUUAAUGCAUGGGUACUAAAAGGAUCAAUGGAUGCUACUCCAACGUUAUCCUGGCAUCUUGGCAGGCCCCUCUCUCAAGCUUCCAAAUGAUCCUGGAAUACAAUCUGAAACCCUCCAAAAUGAUGAUCCAACCUACUGAUUUAUAAGGAUAAUGGAAAUUGUUUGGGCUUCAUUUUCUUUGUGCCUCAAGAUAAGAAGACAUCAUAUGGAUGUUUCAAUUCAUAUCUGGGUGCUUAGUAAAAAACCACUUAAAAGGCACAUGCACAUGCACACACAAAAAGAAAAGAGUUUCCGUGUGCUUGGAGGAAAAUCUAGAUCGCUUUAAGAACAUGGUGCAGUUGACUGAAAUUUAACAACCUGAAAGAGUUUGUUGUCCAAAAAAAAAAAGGAAAAAAAAAAGAGCUUCCUUGCGCUUGGAGGAGAAUCUAGAUCCCUUUAAGGACAUGGGGCAGUUGGCUGAAAUUUAACAACCUGAAAGAGUAUGUUGUCAAAAAAUAAAGGAACAAAUAAUGAAAAAGGAAGCCAAAGACAUGAUCCUUACCAUUACCUUAACAGGGAGCAAGUUCAGGAUUAGAUUUUUCGAAUGUGGGCAGGAAAGUGAAGAUAAAAAUUAGAAUACAGGAGGGCCUAGGAACUGUAAUUUUAAAUAUCAUAAGAUGAUAAAGCUGCUUGUUUUGUUAUUUCUUUCAAACUAAUGCAUGAAAUAUACUGAAAAGUGUAACAACAUAAAGAAUUAUAAUUUAACAUGGAAACAUGAUGCAUUUAAAAUAAUAAUGCCAGUAAUAAAAGAUAAAGGUUGAAUUGUCGUGAAGUGGAGCAAUACUAGGUGGCUGCAAUACCCUAGAUAGAAGAUCCAGCUAGCAAGAUGUCCAGCAAUCAUGACAGCCAAAAGGUGAUCUCAUCAGCAACAAACUUUGAAUGACAUUUGUGAGAUAACUUCAGGCAUUUAAGAAAAAAUUGAGUCUAAGAUUUGAAUUCCACACCGGCAGUCACUUGAUUUUUCAAUUGUUAUAAAACAGAAGAUAGGUUGAUAAAGAAAAUAUUGCAAAUACAAAUGUAGUUCUUACAAAAAUAUGAUCAUCCACUUAACCUUUCACAGCUCAAAUGUAAUGGUGAAAAAACAAUUAUAAAGAAAAUGCUACUGACAUGAUCUCUGCAUCAGAGACCAACCAAAGCACCAUGAGAACUAAAUAUAACAAAGAUCCAUGAGCAAAUCAAUGGCCAUCAUUGGCUCUGUAAGUAGCUAGAGAUUUAUGCACUCAGAUCACUGCCAUGGCUUUUCGGAUAAGAGAGACAUGAGCUACACGACACCUAUGUGAACAAAAAGUAUAAAAAAAAAAAGAUCUGACAUCAUGGAUGUGCUUCUCUCCAAUUCAAACUACAUAGUUGACAGCCCUUGCUCAUCCAGUCUUCACUUAUCAAGCACCAAUAGUGACAAGCAUAUUUAAUCCAAAUGGACCAAAAUAAAUAAAGAGAGCUCAUGGUAGUAUGCUACUAGGAUUUUCCAUAAAGUUCGUCACUUACCUAAUUGUUUAGUUUGUGAAGCAUACUAGAUUCAUGACUCAGGCUGGUUAGUGCAUAAAAUAACUUAUUAUUCACAAGCAUAUACAGAUUAACUAACAAAAUCAUAGUCAUAAAUUACUUGUCCCUCUGCAUCAUCAGGAAUUCAGGCCAUUUUUUUGGAACCAAAUUUGAUAUAGGGAUGGUAAUGGGCUGUAAGUAAUAGCUGAUUUCUGUAUAUUAGGCCCAUCCGCUACCUACUUCCUUAAAAAAUUCACAGGCACAUUAGCAAGGUACUUGUUUCUCUGUGUACCAGACCCACCCACUA
Phoenix dactylifera (date palm) is the source of this 5599-nucleotide messenger RNA. RefSeq lists its product as uncharacterized. Lineage: Eukaryota; Viridiplantae; Streptophyta; Magnoliopsida; Arecales; Arecaceae. The record is from RefSeq and is a predicted model, not a curated record.